Messenger RNA from Sarcophilus harrisii (Tasmanian devil), 2750 nucleotides. RefSeq names its product nuclear receptor subfamily 2 group E member 3 (gene NR2E3). The record is from RefSeq and is a predicted model, not a curated record. Gene Ontology annotation, molecular function: zinc ion binding; nuclear receptor activity; RNA polymerase II cis-regulatory region sequence-specific DNA binding. Lineage: Eukaryota; Metazoa; Chordata; Mammalia; Dasyuromorphia; Dasyuridae. Gene Ontology annotation, biological process: negative regulation of transcription by RNA polymerase II; cell differentiation; positive regulation of transcription by RNA polymerase II.
AUGGGGAAGCUGAGGCAAGCGGGCCCCCGCCCAGCAGACCUGAGUCCGGGAGGAAGGCGGCAGGCGGGGCCGGAGCCGCCCCGGUUUCCCUCACACACACACUCUCUCUCUCUCUCCUCGGGUCACGGGGAGCCCGGCUCUGGCCAGGAGGCCCUGGGGGGGAGGGGCGGGGCCGCUCCCCCGCGGGGUCUCCGGGCACAGGCCGCGCGGGCCGACGGCGCCCCCUCCCCUCUCCCUGCAGGCCUGAGUCCGGGGCUGCUGUGCCGGGUGUGCGGGGACAGCAGCAGCGGGAAGCACUACGGCAUCUACGCCUGCAACGGCUGCAGCGGUUUCAAGCGCAGCGUGAGGAGGAAGCUCAUCUACAGGUGAGAGGCCCGGCGGGCGCCCCCGGAUAAAGCUCCUUCCCGGCAAGGGUCCGCACGCAGAGCCGGCGUCACCGGCCGGGAUCCUGGGGGAGCGGGGAACGAGCGCCAGCCCCGCAGCACGGCUCAGGUCCGCCUGGACAGCAUCGAGCUGGACCCCGGCCUGAGGCCCGAGCACCCGGCCGCCUCCCGAGCCGGCCCCGCGCCCGCAGGCCCAGUGCUGGGCCUCCGGGGCCUGGCCCCGCCCCGCCGGCCGCGGUCUCGGCGCCCGGGCGCUGACGCCCCGGGAAACCACCGCUUCCUGGCCAGCCUGAUGACGGCGGAGACGUGCGCCAAGCUGGAGCCCGAGGACGUUGAUGAGAAUGUGGAUGUCACAAGCAAUGAGCCAGAACGCCCCUUGGCUGAUGACCAGCAAGCCUCAUACCCUUCUAGCAGCCCUGAGAGUAUCUAUGAGACAUCCGCUCGCCUGCUCUUCAUGGCUGUGAAGUGGGCGAAGAACCUCCCCGUAUUCUCUAACCUGCCCUUCAGAGACCAGGUUAUUUUGCUGGAGGAGGCCUGGAGUGAGCUGUUCCUUCUGUGUGCCAUCCAAUGGUCUUUGCCCCUGGAGAGCUGCCCACUGCUGUCUGUGCCAGACCCCACCCCUGGCAUUCAGGGAAAGCUCAUGAGCGCACCAAUCGAGACUCAGAUUCUCCAGGAAACCAUCGCUCGGUUUAAGUCACUCACAGUGGACCCCACCGAGUUUGCCUGCAUGAAGGCUCUCGUCCUCUUCAAACCAGAGACUCGGGGCCUGAAGGAUCCUGAGCAGGUGGAGAAUUUGCAGGACCAGUCUCAAGUGAUGCUGGGUCAGCACAACAAGAUGCAUUAUCCCAGCCAACCUGUGAGGUUUGGGAAACUCCUUUUGCUUCUACCCUCUCUGAGAUUUAUUUCUUCUGACCGCAUCGAGCUCCUCUUUUUUCGUAGAACCAUAGGAAACACACCCAUGGAAAAACUCCUUUGUGACAUGUUCAAAAACUGACAUAAUCAUGUUACUGCUUUUCCUCCUGCUGCACCGACGUGGACCAGUUGGGAAGCCAAUCUACAGGAAACCUUAGAUUCAGGACUUCUGCUUUCCAUUCCAACAAGGCAAAGGUUGAUCCAACUGAAUUCCCUUUCCAAUAUAAAUCCGCAUUACCAAAUCUUUGUUAAAAGCCAUCUGUGAGGUCCCAUGAAAAUAAGCAUUUUAUAAAUACACAGGAACAACCUUGUUUUACUAAAAUGAGCUGGAGUGAUGAUAAAGGGUGAUUUUUUUUUUUUUGUCUCUGAAGAGGAAGCAGUGCUUAAGAUCAAUCAAAAUAUUGUGAGAAAUCCAUUAAUGACAAUAGUGUUUAAUCAGACACCCCUUUCCAGGCCUGGCGAAUUUUGUAGAGGUGAUGGUCUGAAGAAAGAUGGUCUCACAACCUAUUAUGUUCUAAUGGGUUACGAAAGAAUAGAAAGGACUACCUGAAGAGGUACCCAGUGAAAUACUUGGUGGCUGGAUAUUUGAAUGAAGUAUAAUUGAAGAGUACAGAUUCACCUCUUUAAAUCCAAACAGCUUUACACUUGAUAUUCCAACUUAAUUCAACUUAUUCAGUCUCUCUAGUGGAACUAAUAACCUGUGCUAAACUCACUUUUUCAAUAUCUCAUCCCUAGUAUUAUAGUCCCCAUUGGAACUCUUAGAAAAUAACUUUUAGCAGAGCACAGCUUAAAUUUGGUGAGCUGGACACUUGCAAUAUAUGAGAGCUGUUUUGAAAAUAAGGCUUUAAUUCUAACAGAGAUUAAUAAACUAAUAAGUCAGACCUCAGAUUGCUGGCUGUGAUCUGCAGCAAUGAUAACUUGUGGACUGAAAAGCUUCAUUUGUGUCACCGAGGAGGAUAUUUAUCAGAACAUUGUCUCUCAGUGGGAUUAUAGAAGCUUAAUCCAAAGGUAUGAUUUUUCCUCCUCCAUAUACACUAUCAUUUAUUUUGGGUCCCUUUUUAGAGAUGGGCUUCCAAACCCGACCUCCCACCCAGGAAGGCUGGUGUAUUGUAGACUUGGUACCAUAAUAUGGUAAAUAAAGAGUAAACUUUUGGACAAAUUAUGUUUUGUAUUCUUUCAUUAUCAGUCCAUUUCUCACUUAAGACUUCAAAAAGAACGUCUGUGAUUUUUCUUCAUGAGCGAACUAAUUUCCUCAUAUGUCUCAUGGUUCCAGAAUAAGUCAGUUUUUAACCACAGGCUUAUUAAUUAACAUAUCCUGGAGCUGCCACAAAUGUUCAUUUUAGAUAGAGACCAAAUGGAGCCUGAUUACAGCCCCUUUUCCUUCUCUCUCUCCAUCAAAUGUAAAAACAAAACAAAAGUGCAGGUGAAAAUGUCAUCCUCCACCUUGGUCAUCAU